Molecule: messenger RNA, 1799 nt
Organism: Callithrix jacchus (white-tufted-ear marmoset)
Lineage: Eukaryota; Metazoa; Chordata; Mammalia; Primates; Cebidae
Gene: NEUROG1
Product: neurogenin 1
Biological process (GO): forebrain development; sensory organ development; axon development
Cellular component (GO): nucleus
Molecular function (GO): DNA-binding transcription factor activity, RNA polymerase II-specific; protein dimerization activity; E-box binding
Source: RefSeq, a predicted model, not a curated record
GGCGCCCAUUGUUACGCCGGGUACUUAAGGGGUCCUGAGGCCGGUCGUGUGCCACACUCGGUGCUCACACGAGCUGAUCUGAUCGCCGGCGACAUCACUCGGGAGACCCGCCGGGCGCGUGGUCCCUGCAGGCGAGGCGAGCAGGCGAGGCCAAGUUCCCCGUGCGUCCCUGAGCCCUUCCAGGCUCUCACUCCCGCAUCUGGCACAGAGUAACAACCCCAGGCCGUUGGGAACGUAAGUGCGCCCUGGUGGCUCUGCCCUCAGUCCGGGCUGCAGCACUCUGAGCGCCUUUCUAUCCUUCCGUCGGUCCUGCUCAGCGCAACGAUGCCAGCCCCUCUGGAGACCUGCAUCUCCGACCUCGACUGCGCCAGCAGCAGCAGCAGCAGCAGCAGCAGCAGCAGCAGCAGCAGCAGCAGCAGUGACCUGUCCGGCUUCCUCACCGACGAGGAAGACUGUGCCAGGCUCCAACCGCCAGCCUCCGCCUCGGGGCCGCCCGCGCCGGUCCGCAGGGGCGCGCCCAGUACCUCCCGGGCGUCGGAGGUUCCAGGGGCCCAGGACGAGGAGCAGGAGCGGCGGCGGCGCCGCGGCCGGGCGCGGGUGCGCUCCGAGGCACUGUUGCACUCGCUGCGCAGGAGCCGGCGCGUCAAGGCCAAUGAUCGCGAGCGCAACCGCAUGCACAACUUGAACGCGGCGCUGGACGCACUGCGCAGUGUGCUGCCCUCGUUCCCCGACGACACCAAGCUCACCAAGAUCGAGACGCUGCGCUUCGCCUACAACUACAUCUGGGCUCUGGCCGAGACACUGCGCCUGGCGGAUCAAGGGCUCCCCGGAAGCGGUGCCCGGGAGCGCCUCCUAUCACCACAGUGCGUCCCCUGCCUGCCCGGACCCCCAAGCCCCGCCAGCGACGCGGAGUCCUGGGGCUCAGGUGCCGCCGCCUCUCCCAGCGCCGCCGCCGCCUCCCCACUCUCUGACCCCAGCAGCCCCGCCGCCUCCGAAGACUUCACCUACGGCCCCGGCGACCCCAUUUUCUCCUUCCCAGGCCUGCCCAAAGACUUGCUCCACACGACGCCUUGUUUCAUCCCUUACCACUAGGCCCUUUGUAGACACCGUUACCUUCCCCCUCCCCUAGUCAGCAGGCAAUAGAUGGGGCACCAGCUGCCGCCUCCUCGGGACCCUCUCUCCAGGCGGAGGGAGGAGGCGGGAGCUUUGAAGGGGUCGGGGAUACCUGAGCCGCUUGUUAGGUCACCGCACCCUGGCUGCGGCUGCCUCUUGGUCUGGUCUGUUUCUCCAGCCCUCAGCCCCGGGCCCCUCCUGCCCGUCCCUAGACGGCCUUUCCUUUUGCACUUUCUGAACUCCACAAAACCUCCUUUGUGGCUGGCUCAGAACUGACCCCAGCCACCACUUCAGUGUGAUUUAGAAAAGGGACAGAUCAGCCCCUGAAGACGAGGUGAAAAGUCAAUUUUACAAUUUGUAGAACUCUAAUGAAGAAAAACGAGCAUGAAAAUUCGGUUUGAGCCGGCUGACAAUACAAUGAAAAGGCUUAAAAAGGAGAGACAAGGAGUGGGCUUCAUGCAUUAUGGAUCCCGACCCCCACCACUGCAGGCUCGCUCUAGGAAGAACUGGAGACUCUUGCUUAGCUAUUCAGGCACCGGGCUGGAGAGUACUUUAAUUUAUUCAAGAUGCUUCAUUCAUAUGAAAAUGUAUUUUUGUACAUAAAGAGUUUAUUCUAUUAUGAGCUGUCAAAGUUUACGUUUGUACUGCAGAUGCUUCAUGUAAAUAAAAACGAAAAAAAUAAGUCA